AUGGCCUUACCUCCCUCACACCCAAUGAACUUGAACUAUACCGCUGUCACCAUGAUAAGCGAAUCAAGCAUCCAAAUUCAGCGUCGCAUCGUCCGGCAUUUCUAUAGAUCCUACGGCGCCUUCGGCCUAUCAAAAACGCAAUCUCAGAGCAUAACGUCUUCAUCAAUGAUUAUUCACUCGACAAAAACUCUGUCAAAUUCAAAGCGGCACACGAGUGACCAGCGAAUUUCCACAAUCUAUCGCACCUGGGCUCGAGGGACCCGAGAUACCAUCACUAUGAAACGCAGUAUUGUGAAGAGGAGUGUUGCUCGCGUCAGUGCAGAGAAACAGGUCCAGAACAGUGUCACCUCCUCGCUCACCAGAACCCGCCGCUACCGGUACUCUGAUCCACCCAAUAAAUUUGUGCAUGUACUGUCGCAAGAAACAGGUCCAAGUGCCCCAAAUCUUGAAAAGCAGGAGAGCAAACCCGCCGCACCCACAGCAGAAGAAUGUCGGCUUACAGCACGGAGAUUUGAUCGGAUACCCGUGCCGAGGAUGCCGAGGUUGCCGGUGCCGAACCCGCCAACUCGCGACUUCGAAUGA
This is a messenger RNA of Penicillium canariense, 582 nucleotides long. RefSeq lists its product as uncharacterized. The record is from RefSeq and is a predicted model, not a curated record. Lineage: Eukaryota; Fungi; Ascomycota; Eurotiomycetes; Eurotiales; Aspergillaceae. The coding region runs from base 1 to 582 and encodes 193 amino acids. The transcript is spliced from 5 exons.